AUGGCUUUCGAAGAUACGCCAAACAACCCCACCACAACCGCAAAAUCCAGUGCUUUAGAACCCCGCAAAAAUCUUGACAUGGCACAACCAAUUGUUACAGUUCACAAUGAUAUUUCCGCUGCCCCAUUCACCAUAUGGUUGAAUGGAAAGAACUAUAGCACUUGGUCAAAGAUGAUGUUGCCUUAUGUGUCAGGCUAG
This is a messenger RNA of Prunus armeniaca (apricot), 198 nucleotides long. NCBI's taxonomy places the organism in Eukaryota, Viridiplantae, Streptophyta, Magnoliopsida, Rosales, Rosaceae. The record is from the annotation of a GenBank genome assembly.